AUGGCUUCUUCUGCUAAAAGGUGGCUUCCGCUCGAAGCAAACCCUGAAAUCAUGAAUCAGGUUCUCUCCGUGGAUACUCCUUGCUUCCUUUGGGGACUUGGGCUUGGAGAGGACGAGGCAGAAUGCUGUGACGUUUAUGGCUUAGAUGAAGAGCUUCUGCAAAUGGUUCCAAACCCCGUUCUUGCUGUGCUUUUUCUUUAUCCCAUAACCACCCAGGUUGCAGCAGGAAAAGGAAAAAAAGGUGAGUUGAUUUUNUCAUGUUCACUCCUUUCUGAGCCUCCUGACAUCAGAAACUGGUUUUCCAGCUAUGUUUACGAGUCACCUGAGUUUGAUACAUGUAGUAUUUUAAGAGAUGAAGUUUCUGAAGAGAACCACUGUGAGAAGUUUGAUUUUGAAGUCGUGAAAGCAGACGGAAGCAAGCCUGCCAAUGGCUACUUGAAAGGGUGUGUUGAGCACAAUGACUCCUCUAAUAAUAAAACAAAGGGUGAUGAUUGUGCUGAAGUGAAGAAAAAUUCAACUACAGUUGACACUUAUCAGAAAAAGAUUUUGCAGCCAUGCAGGCAAGUUAGAACAACGCUGCAGCAUAAACAUGGUCCAACUAAUUACAAGGAGACGUUAGAUCUGAAUCACACAAGGCCUCAUUACGAUCGAGAAGGACAUCCAAUGUCACUGGAUACCGAUAAAAGUGCUACGAAACCUCCAAAGCUGCUGCAUAAGAACGAUUCCCAAAUAUCAAACANAAAGUCAUAA
Vigna umbellata (rice bean) is the source of this 750-nucleotide messenger RNA. Lineage: Eukaryota; Viridiplantae; Streptophyta; Magnoliopsida; Fabales; Fabaceae. The record is from RefSeq and is a predicted model, not a curated record.